Thalassophryne amazonica is the source of this 1972-nucleotide messenger RNA. Its product is annotated as homeobox protein orthopedia B-like. NCBI's taxonomy places the organism in Eukaryota, Metazoa, Chordata, Actinopteri, Batrachoidiformes, Batrachoididae. The transcript is spliced from 3 exons. Gene Ontology annotation, molecular function: DNA binding; DNA-binding transcription factor activity, RNA polymerase II-specific. Bases 13 to 1122 code for a protein of 369 amino acids. The record is from RefSeq and is a predicted model, not a curated record. Gene Ontology annotation, biological process: regulation of DNA-templated transcription; neuron differentiation.
AAGGACAUUAUAAUGCAAGGGACCUCCUUUUAUAACCACAAACCGAAUUUUCGUUCAUUUAGACGAUAUAUACUUUUUAAAUUGUCCAAAAGUUGUAGAUUUGUUUUCCACGUGCAUUUCGCCCUGGAGCGCUACGCGAUGCUCUCGCAUGCCGACCUCCUGGAUGCUCGGCUCGGUGAGUUAUCGUCACUCAGCCCCGGCCCUAAACUCCACUGGAUGAAGGAUGCUGCGGAGUUACUCGGACACCGAGAAGCUCUCAAGUGCCGCCUGGGCGGCGGCGGGGUGCCGGACCAGGCGCAUCCGGGUGACAUGGCUCCUGUUUCAGACUCUGUAGAAGGGGCCACUCUUCUGCCGGGAGAAGACAUCACCACCGUUGGAUCCAACUCAGCCGGCAUGCCGGUGAACGGGAAGGAGCAGGAGAAGCAGCAGCAACAGCAGCAGCAGCAGCAGAGCUCCGGUCAGCCCGCCAGCCAGCAGAAACAGAAGCGGCACAGGACGCGCUUCACUCCGGCGCAGCUCAAUGAGCUGGAGCGCAGCUUCGCCAAGACCCACUACCCCGACAUCUUCAUGAGGGAGGAACUGGCACUAAGGAUCGGCCUCACCGAGUCCCGGGUGCAGGUUUGGUUCCAGAACAGACGCGCCAAGUGGAAGAAAAGGAAGAAGACCACCAAUGUGUUCCGCGCUCCGGGAACGCUGCUGCCGACGCCGGGCCUGCCACAGUUCUCUGCCGCGGCCGCCAUGGAGAACAGUCUGUGCUCUUUCCACGCCAACGACUCGCGCUGGGCCACGGGAAUGCCAGGGGUCUCCCAGCUUCAGCUGCCGCCGGCUUUGGGUCGCCAGCCGGGCAUGGCGCAGUCUCUGUCACAGUGCAGCCUGGGUCCCGGUCCGCCGCCGAACUCCAUGGGCCUCUCCAACGGCCUCUCCUCCAACGGCUCCGGGCUGCAGUCCCACCUCUACCAGACGCCUUUCCCGGGAAUGUCGGCCUCCCUCUCCGGCCCCACGAACGUAUCGGGCUCUCCUCAGCUGUGUAGUUCCCCGGACAGUGACAUGUGGAGAGGGACAAGCAUCGCGUCACUGCGGCGCAAAGCGCUGGAGCACACAGUGUCCAUGAGUUUCACUUAGUGACUUUACAAAACACACACCUCCCGGUCCUCUCCCACCGUCCCAGUAUCUCCCCGCGGCGCCUUUUCUGGUUUGCCAGUUAUUUAGAUGAAAAGCAGACGACAAGCGAGCUAAUCGGGAACUUCACUAGACGUAAAAGGAUGACACUGGCGCACGAAUAGGAAUAAAAUACGUUGGGUUUGGGAUUAUUUAUCUUCUUAAAUCAAAAGGGAUUUUUAUCAAGCGUUGUUAAUAAAUGCUAUUGUAAUGGUCUAGAUUAUAGGCUCGAGAGCCAAACAAUGUAUUUGCGUUUACACACGUUGUUGUGUUCAGGUGAAGCUGUUUUCUGUCAAAUAAUAAAACCGGAAAAACUGAGAAUUUGGUUUAAAAAGCACCACAGAUUGGUCUGCGUCAAAGGCAUGCACUUUGCAUGUGGAUUUAAAGUUAAACUCUCCAAUUACUUAGGGAGCAAAGGAUGACCACUCAGACUCAACAGGUAUACUUUUUGAAUUUUAAUUUUAUUAAUUUAUUUUUUACAUUAGGCGGAUUCACUCUCCUGCAUGAGACGGGAGGGAAAAAACGCUUCAGUAGGCCGACUCUGUUUUAGGAUGUUUUGUGCAGAUUAUAUAAAACAUUCUUGCUGUGUACCCACUGGUCUUUUUGUGACAUGUUUUAACUUAUUGUAUGUGCUAUUAUUGACACAUUUCUUAAAUGUUUGAACUUACAUCGAAAUGCGAUACGCUGACGGGUUUGUACCAAUUUCAAAUGACAAACAAAAUAAAAGUAAUUUUCAAGAAUGUGAAAAUAGAAAUAAUUUAUGUCUCCUUUAAUAUGUAAUAAAUUCGAUAUUUGUGUGAAAAAUUGUACCACU